UAAAUAUUCGAAAUAUAUUGUCUGCUAUCAAUCAUGGUGCGUGGACCAAGCGAAUUCAGACCGCGGUGUGUCGCGCCAAGAGAGAUCUGCGAUGCAUGCUCACUCGGCGCAGCACGUCGGCGUGGUACGAAUACCGAGACCCCCGUCGUUGACUCGACAUGCUGGCUGGACUACGAGGUUUCGAUCCGUCUUGGUGGGUUCGACGGAUGGACAUGGAACAGGUCGUGCUCAGCAAAGCAUCCGACCACACACAAGACACUGGUUGAUCUCGUUGAUCAGACCAAGCGACAACGUUUUCUCGAACAGAUUUUUCAUUUUGAUGUAUUCGGACCACGCAAGCCACUGCACGCCGUCCCGAGGCUCGAAAACUUGCCAGACGCGUCCGGGUUGCACGUUGGAGCUUUCUCUGGCAAAAGGCAAGCCAACACAACAACGCCAACACUUGCCGAGUCCACACACAUUCCAGUUGGACGGAUGCAGCUCAGACGACAUGACUGGAAUGGGAGGCUCUUGGUGACAAGCCCAACCACGACGACAACGUGGCCUCCCGACGGUUGAGGAUCUGGGUGAUGGAGACCCCAUCACCCAGCACCUGCCACGACGAGUGGCAGGAAUUCGACUUGGUCGCAACUCUUCACACGGCCUAUACACACACGCCACCAUUCAACAACUGCACCAUCGACGGCAACGCCACUUGAUCGUCACACGGCGGCGAUAACGGAGCAGCAUCGUCCACAUGGCCGAGAGCGAGAGCACCACUUGGUCCCAACAAACACCACGACCACACACUAGACCAGACCGCUUGGGAAACACAUGCAAACUCACCGCAAACGCCACGACGACACCAAAUAUAUCGUGCAACAACGUCGAGGUCUGGAACAGAACCACCAAAACGAAGACCGCGACUGAGGUUGGGCAUACCAAGAGUCGGCCGAGGAGCGCAUGAUCGUUGGGCCAAACUCUGCAAGAACCACAGGCCACCAAACGACAUUGCCACACAAGUGCCAUACCAGGGACGCAAACCGCACCGCCGACGAACUACAACAACCGCCCCACCCACAACCAGACGAACCGACUCGACGUACGUGACGAUCACUCACAGCUCCAGCCACCUCCACCGACGAGCUGGUUCCACCAGACCACAUCACACCACCUCGCGACGCCCAUAAGGAUCGACAAGCCAGGGACACGCCACGAUAUGCGCAUUGGACUCAAUGGGCCGUCCGAGGUAUCGCGAGGUCAUGGCAGCUUUCAACACGAAGUGUCCCACGUUCAUGACAGUAAACGAGCUGAAAUCGCGACGACUACACGGGGCAAACACGAGCAAGGACCACGGGGAAUUUCUCCACAUACUGGACCAGGUCUGGCGGCGCACCAAUGCAGCCAACGACUACGAGAGCAACAUGCCCCGAACGAAAAGAGGUGUACAUACUAGUUGACGCACGCUUGUACAAAGGAUCGAGACGAACUAGGGCAACAACAUCCCGGCAAACAUGGUGUGCAAGGUACAUACGAGCUUCAUGGCUGGACGAGCGGACGACACGCGAAGUGCAAGAAUGCACACAGACUACGAGAGAGGGAAAACGACCACAGUGUUUGUACAUACUAGCUUGGCUGAAACGUUUGCUCGCUGGAUCGAGGGGGUCUCGCAAAGGCUACAACGACUUCCACCCCACACUGGACACGGAUACAUCGGACGUACAAAGCAAGCGCCGUCGAGAUAUCGCGUCAUGAUACACAGUGCAAACGGAUGGUUAGGAGGAGACCCACUGGCAUCGCCCACAGACACGCCCAGUCGCACGUAGCAGAAUCGCUCAAAUGCCCACAGUCGCAGCAAUAGCCUCGAGGACCACCAAGGCACGCAGUUGCCACCGCCAGAAGGCGACAUACAUACACACACGCCCAAGUGAGGGCAAAGGCUAACGUUCGUGAUCCGCCCGCGCCAUGCCCUGUGCUUCCGAUUCUGCGGCACCGACG
Molecule: messenger RNA, 1977 nt
Organism: Aphanomyces invadans
Lineage: Eukaryota; Oomycota; Saprolegniomycetes; Saprolegniales; Verrucalvaceae
Exons: 1
Coding region: 34-558 (174 amino acids)
Source: RefSeq, a predicted model, not a curated record